AUGCAUAGACUACAAGAGGAAAGGAAUCUUACGUUGGAACAGCAGAUUGCUGAUGGCAGCCAAUCAUGUCAGUAUUCAAUAGUAAACAUACAUCGGAAACCAGUUACAAGAUCUAGGAUUGUAAACAUUAAGAAAGAGUACAUUGAAGUAGAGGCCGCUCUGGAAGACGUGGAACAACCGGGUGAAAAAGUGGAUCCUUCAAGAUCGACUAAAUCCCCAAAAUCAAAGAAGAUGGCUGAAGUUAAGAGAGAAAUUCUAGAAAAAGAUGUGAAGGAGUUAACAGGAUCCAGACAAUCAGCUCGAAGCAACACGAAGACCAAAAAUAAAGCGAAGAAACAGAAAAAUGUCCGUAUUAAUGUUCGAGAAGAACAAACUUCUUUGCAUAAUAACUUGAGAACGCUGGACGAAGCUCUAGAGCUGGCAACCACAGUGUCUUCGAAUGAGAUAGAUGUUGUCAUCCUUCCUCCGGAUGGUGUUGAGAGUGAUACGGAAAUGAUCGAUGACAAUGAUGGUGACAAUCUCCCCUUGUCUGCGGUAAAAGAUACUGCUGGAACCUAUGAGCUACAUUUUGUAGGAGAAGAGUCAGAUAAUGAAUUGGACACAGAACAAUUGACGAACCCUGCCCCUAUUACACGAAGUUACUAUCACAAGUUACCUCAAGCACACCUCUAUUGGGAUUCAAAUGUUGAUACUAAUGUGAGUGUGGUUACUGAUGCCAUAUCAAGGAACCGAUAUAAUUUGCUGAAGAAGUACAUUCAUUGCGUGGACAAUCGAGAUGUGGACACCACAGAUAAGUAUUGGAAGGUAAGACCUCUCUACGAUAUCAUGAAUCAAAGUCUGGCUAAGUUCAAGAACCUUGAUAAUACGUUUAGUAUUGACGAGCAGAUGGUCCCUUACACCGGGAUGCAUAGCGCUAAACAACGAAUGAAGGAUAAGAGUAUCCGAUUUGGCUAUAAAAACUUUUGGCUGGUUGGCUCAUCGGGAUUCCCGUACCACUGCCUCCCUUACUGUGGUAAGAAAGGAAUUGGCGGAGAUCCCGGAAAGAACCUCACCAGUCGGGUUACCUUACAACUGGCCAUGGAGAUUCUUGAACCCAAAGAAAGUAACGUCUUUUAUGACAAUUGGUUUGCCAGCUAUAAGCUGUUGGCCAUAUUCUCUGCCAUGGAGCUUGGAGCAUCUUGUACCACCAAGACUGAUUCUGCACUUAAGAAAGAAGGGCGUGGGAGCUUUUCAAAGGGAAUUGACGAGUUUACAGGGGUGACCAUUGUAAAAUGGCAUGACAAUAGCGUCGUGAAUGUUGGUUCCAACAUCUUUACUGUUAAUCCUAUCACAGAUGUGGAACGGUACAGUCAAGCAGAAAAGAAGAAGAUUCAAAUCAAACGGCCAUCUCUUGUCAAGGAGUAUAACAAGGGAAUGGGUAACGUUGAUGUGUUUGAUGGCCAUGUUGCUAGCUACAGAAUCUCUCUAAGGGGAAAAAAGUGGUGGUGGCCACACCUAAUAAAUACGCUUGAUUGCCUGAAAGCUGCAUCAUAUUCUUUGUAUGAGAUAUGUCAUUCGAAUGAAAAGACGAAACUGACAUAUCUGAACUUCAUUCGACGAAUAACAAUAGCCUACCUGAAAAAGAGAUUGCAGCCCCCAUCAUCGCUAUGCCAAAGAGUUGCAGUGUGGAAGGGUGACAACAGAGUUACCCCAGAGGUCCGCCUGGAGAGUAGAACUAACACUCACUGGCCAGUAAAAACAAAGCAGAGACGAUGUGCUUUGAAUGGCUGCAAAGGUCGCAGCAACUAUAAGUGCGAAGUGUGUGACGUUGCACUUUGUGUGCUUUGUUUUAAGCCUUAUCAUCAGUUAGAGUAA
Bolinopsis microptera is the source of this 1854-nucleotide messenger RNA. RefSeq names its product piggyBac transposable element-derived protein 3-like. NCBI's taxonomy places the organism in Eukaryota, Metazoa, Ctenophora, Tentaculata, Lobata, Bolinopsidae. Bases 1 to 1854 code for a protein of 617 amino acids. The transcript has a single exon. The record is from RefSeq and is a predicted model, not a curated record.